Molecule: messenger RNA, 1842 nt
Organism: Hydra vulgaris (swiftwater hydra)
Lineage: Eukaryota; Metazoa; Cnidaria; Hydrozoa; Anthoathecata; Hydridae
Cellular component (GO): cell periphery
Source: RefSeq, a predicted model, not a curated record
CCAGACGCCACAAAAUCAGCUAAAAUGAGAAAAUCGUAACCAAAGACAAAUUAUUUUUUCUUAAUUGAAACAGCACAUGAGCAACUAUGGCAACCAGAAAAGUGCUGAUUGUAGUUGAAAGACAAUGAGCUUAGUUUUUAUGGGAACUUUUAAUGUGACUGUUUUUUAAAGUACUAUAUUAGUAUGUCUUAAAAAAUUUGAUUAUUCAAUUGCUUAUCAACUUAUUUCAAAACGAAAAAGAUAUUUUCAGAAAAUGUUCAAUGGAGUGAAUGGUCGAGAUUGAGCGCAUGUUCAGUAACAUGUGGUAAUGGCUUCAGAUAUCAAUAUCGAGAAUGUAAUGUUGUAAAUCCAAACUUAAACACUAGUUUUUGCCAAGGACAUUCAGAAAUGAAAAUUCCAUGCGUAUUACUGGCAUGUCCGAAAGCGGAAAGAUGUAAUUGCGGUUGCAUAUUAAACGAAGCAAGAGGUAGAAUAGUAUCGACGUUAUCCUAUGAAAAAUCAGUGGACUGCUAUUGGAGCAUUGAGACUGGAUUUGAAACUCGAAUUAAAAUAACUAUUUUUGAUUUAAAAUUAACACACGGUUAUUUACUUUUAAAUGGUAACAAAAAUUUUAUUCAAAAGUAUAUCAUACCAAAAGAAAGACAAAAUAAUUUACCUGUAACCGUGACAAGCUUUGGUAAUCGAGUUAAUAUAUCGUUACAUAACUAUUUAGGAGUGCCAAACGAUGAAAUAAGGUUUCAAGCUGAAUAUGAAGAAAUCACAGAGAUAACACACGAAAAUAUAUCCAGUUUAAAUAUACCAGCAAUAGCAGGAAUUACGUGUUGUGUUGCAAUUAUUCUUAUAGCGUCAUGUAUUAUUGGAUAUAAAAAAUAUGUUAGGUCUUCUGAUAUUAAGGAAAAUAAAUUAAAUAAAGACGAAGAAAUUGAUCAACGCUCUUCAACCUCCAGUUCUAAUCGAUCAUCUCGUCAAAAAUCAGAAACCCCAACAUUGAAUAAAUCACGCAUGUCGAACAAAAAUGCACUAUUAAUGUCUUUAGAACAACAAAAGUUAUUAGAAUAUAGCCAAAGAGGUUACCCUGAGAGUGGCGAGCAUUAUCUACAACAACCAAAUUACAUAAUGCAACCGUGCUGGGCUCAAGUUCAAGUCAACGGGAAAGAAAAUUACGUACUUCAUUCACCAAACGGAUCAAACUACGUGAUGAUCCCCGGAAAUUUUAACGGUCCUCAAAAGAUUUAGCCGUAAAAAAAAGUCAACUUUUUAGAAAUUGGAUUAUACAGUGUUAAUGUACAUAAUAUUUAUAAAAAAGAAAAAAGAAAAUUUUCAAAUCGUAUUCCGAAACUGCGGGCUGAACUAUUGGUAAUAAGUUAAAACAUUUAACGAUAUACAUGUUUUACACAUAUAAACAAAAUGCUUCAACUGUAAUAUCUCAAAAAGACUUAGUCCUUUGCACUCGAGAAAAUUAACUUUUGUUUAAAAAAUAUAUAUAAAAAAUAAAUUAGCAAUAAAAAAUUUAUUUUGAACAACAGUUUUCUUGUAUUAAAAAAAACUUUGAAUUUAGAUGUUUUUUCUUUAAUAAAUUAAAUUCUGAUUUUUGCAAAUCUUAAUGUAAAUUUCUAUUAGAUAAAACUCCAUAUAUAGUCAUUAAAAACCGCUUAAAACAUUUUUACAAUUACAAGCCCUAUGAAAGCAGGCUCAGACGACGGCCUAUAAGGAUUUAUGAAUGAAUAAUAGUUUUUUUUUUUAAUCGCAACAAAGUUUUCAAAAACAAUAAAAUUUUUUAGUAAUUAACGGAAUGUAAUGUUUUUAUUUAUUGUAAUUAAAGAGAAAAGAGUCGUGUUAAUA